Molecule: messenger RNA, 1268 nt
Organism: Pygocentrus nattereri (red-bellied piranha)
Lineage: Eukaryota; Metazoa; Chordata; Actinopteri; Characiformes; Serrasalmidae
Exons: 5
Coding region: 265-867 (200 amino acids)
Source: RefSeq, a predicted model, not a curated record
CGUUAGGUUACGUCGCUCUGCGUAACACGCAGCUUUACCGGCUGUAAGCGGAUCAGGUGGCCAGAAGAGCCUUGACCUACAGAGCGAGUCCAUCGCGGGUCACAAGAAACCGCGUUUCACCCUCAGAAACUCUAACAAAGCCCUCGCGGCCUGAGGGGAUCCUGUUCCCGCGCUUGCCUUCACUCUCCGUCCAAGUUAGCUGCGAAUCAUGGCAGGUGGGAGGUAGAAACUCGGGUCAGGUAGCUUUAGUUACGGACCGUAACGAUGCCCAACACGAGAGUCCUGAAGCCCAAGCCCGCUGAAACGAAACCCAAAGCGCGGACGGACGAACUGGGCAGCCGCCGCAGCAAACGGGCGUCGAGCUGCCCACGCUGUUACCAGGACAACGCGCGCGACCCUGUUGCCGUGGAGACCAGAGGGCGCGCGCCAAAGGCGACGCCGAAACCACGAGCUGCGGCUCCAGGCGAGUUAAAGGGGACCGAAAACACACGAGCAGCAGCGACAUCGUGCGAGUUAAAGACGACAAAAGCGCGAACUGCGGCGUGUGGAGCCUCGCAGUCUCAGCCACCUAGAGCCCAGCCCAGGAGACACCCCGAGAUCCAAAGCCAUAAAGCCUUUACCGUUUUUGCUCCCAAUCCCAAGAAAAGGCAAGAUAUUCAGAGAAAGGCUGAGGCAGAGCUUGCAGCUCUAGAAGACCUGCGCUUGAGUCGGACUAUGAAUUACGUUUCCAUCUCGCCAAGUGCUGUGGGUGGAUGCUUAACGCUGGAGGAAGUCCGAAUGAAACAGCAACAAGAGAUGCAAAUGAAAAGACGACAAAAACAGAUGAAAAAAUAUGCUUUGGAAACAUCUCCCAUGGUGUUUGGAUGACAUUCUGAGUGUUAGAAAUAAAUUCGUCAAACUUUCUUUGCAGCUGGUGUGAGUCAGAAAAUGUGUCCUUAUGCUCAGUAUACUCUAUGAUAUUUCCUUUCUAAAUGACAACCUUAAGACAUUCACAUUUUUUAUUUUAUUUUUACUUUGUUGAGCCGCAACAAUGUUAUUUUACAUGAGAUGAGUGUAUUCUGUUGAUUUGUGUUGUAAUGUUGAGUUGUCCAGUGUCUAAAAGUGUAAUGACUGUAAAGUUGUUGCUUAUAUUUGAGACUGACAGGAGGGUAAGAAUGAAGGCAUUAUACUUAUUACACGUAUACAACUAUAAAACGAUCAGUUCUGUACUGUUACAGGAAUCUGUAUACACACCAUAGUGACGUAAUAAAGCAUUCUUCUGUGGAAAA